AUGGCAUCAACACAGCGAUUCUCAGGAUACCCACUUGCUAAAGAAGGCCCUAAAACAGCAUACGUGCCAGCACAGGAUAAAAAUCCUCCCCUUAGAGGCUGGUCUUUGAUUAUUGCGGCCAAACUCGUCACAUAUUUUCCGUCCGUAGCUAAGGCUACAUGGGGAAAUGCCAAGUUUGGCUGCGUCAAAGAUAUACCAGGUCUAAAUGAGUACGACUGGCGCCUUCAACCCAUUGUCACACCACUUAUAGCCGAUGGCGUCGUUCAGAGUAAGGCCGAGAUCACGUCUGAUCUUUAUGAACGACAGCCGGAUGAUCUAGCCGGCCGUUUUUAUUCUGCUGCUGAUUAUCAUGAGCUCUUCAAAUCCAAGAAAUUAACACCGCUACAAGUAGCAGAAACCCUACUCCCGCUCAUAACCAGAGGCCAGGAUCCCCCAGCUAAGUAUGAAUCGGCCUGGUCUGUUACGAAAGAAGAUCUUGUACUGGCAGCAGCUAAGAAGUCGACGGAACGUUAUGCUAUCGGCCAGCCUCUAAGUGUUCUCGAUGGAGUGCCGAUAGGAGUCAAAGAUGACACGGAUGUAGAGGGAUAUAUAUCCCAUAUGGGACGGCCCUUCGAUCCAUCCGAUCCCUUCUUUAAACCGGCAACUAGUACAAUUUGGCCGGUCGCACAACUAGAAGCUGCCGGUGCUAUCGUCAUUGGCAAGCAGGUGAUGCAUGAGCUCGGUUCAGAUAUUAGUGGGUGUAAUCCACGAUGGGGGACGCCCAUAAAUUGGAACAACCCAUUAUACUAUCCAGGCGGCUCGUCAUCGGGCGGAGGGUCGGCUAUCUCCUCCGGGUUGGUCCCUAUCUCUAUUGGCACUGAUGCAGGAGGGAGUGUCCGCAUUCCGGCCUCGUUUAACGGCGCGUACGGAUUGAAACCUACCUUACAUCGUGCUUACACGAUGAAGUCCUCUAUCUGUGUCAUAGGCCCCUUGGCAGCGACAGCAAAUGAUCUAGCUAUCGCGUACCGUAUUAUGACGGCGCCUAACUCUGAAGAUCCAAUACAGGGCUCUUUCGCGUUGUCAAUUCCGCCGAGUCCUUCUGCGAAGAAAACAAUCGGCAUUUAUCGUGAUUGGUUCGACCAAGCUUCCCCUGGUGUCCUUAACGUCACUAGGAAAGCAAUUGCAUAUUUUACGGAUAAACUGGGUUACGAAGUUGUUGAUAUUAGUAUCCCCUAUGUACAAGAGGCCCAGUAUGCUCACAGCGCGUGGGCGCUCACUGAAGGCAUUGACCAUCAUAAUUCACACGCUAUGGAUCCAACGCGUCCGCUCACGGGUCUCAAUAACUGUAACCAGCUUCUAAUGGCCGUCGGCUCGUGUACGUCAGGCACUGAUAUGAUCAAAUAUGGUCAAUUGAGAGGGCUACUCAUGGAGCAUCUCGCGUUUUUAUGGAAGAAGCAUCCGGGUAUGUUGAUAGUCACGCCGACGGCACCUGAAGCUGGAUGGUUGAUCCACCCUGCCGACCAGGCGUAUGGAUUUAGCGACGGCAAUAUAACAAUCCGUAACAUGAUGUAUAUCUGGCUAGCGAACUCGACAGGCUGCCCCGCGGUUACUGCACCCGUUGGUUACGUUGACCCUGAGCAAGGUGAAGGCAAGCUACCGGUCGGCCUCAUGGCGAUGGGAGAGUGGGGUGCGGAAGAGCAGCUUUUGGCUUGGGCAAAGGAGGCUGAGACGUACGUGAAUGAUGCUUACGAAGGUGGUCGCUACAGACCACAGGAGUGGGCCAACGUUGUCAAAAUUGCCAAGACGGCAGAAUGA
Molecule: messenger RNA, 1794 nt
Organism: Daldinia childiae
Lineage: Eukaryota; Fungi; Ascomycota; Sordariomycetes; Xylariales; Hypoxylaceae
Product: Fatty acid amide hydrolase
Exons: 4
Coding region: 1-1794 (597 amino acids)
Molecular function (GO): catalytic activity
Source: RefSeq, a predicted model, not a curated record